GUUCAGCUCGUCCAGGCAACUUGUUUUCUUUCUUCAACUCACUCGAGCUGUCCUGCCCUGUUCGAACUUUCUGCCGAUACAUCCAGUGUUGACGAUAAAACCAAGAUGGCAAGCAGGCCUUGACCAGACGAAUCCGACCACCACUCAUCAACUAUUUCUGACACGGAGCCGGGCCAACGAGCGACCUGGCAUAUGUGCCCUUUGGCCUCACUUGAACAACAAACACAGCAUCCGGCACAGCUUUGAUAGCUCGCCUUCCCACCCAAGCCCAACGAGCAGAGGCAGGCCUGAGCUCGUUCGAGGUAGAUCGCUUGAUCCGCAACCAAUUACUUUCGACCCGAUACUCAUCAACUUGACGGGCAUUAACCCGACACAGCCUUCAAUAUCCAACAAUGACAACAAGCACCCAACGAGCCAUCGAAACACUUGCAACUAUGGUUAGGAGAGAUAACCAAGAGGUUCUGCUCACCGAUAGCAGACCUCCACCAAGUCCCACCUCCUUCAACCCAUCAAUAUUAACCCAGGGGUCCUGGACCACCAAGAUCUCGGGCCUCCCAACAGCCAUUGCGCCUCCGUCUUCCACGUCCAGCAGUGUUACAUCAGGCAGCACUGAUACCGGAUCCCUCAACCACGGAACCAGUAUAAGCCUGAUUCUGCUGCUCAGCUUGUCCGUCGCCGUCAUAAUUUGGAUUCUGUCUUGUGUCCUAAUCAACCGACGACGCAGAGCCGGUGGGCUGAGCGUUCCACGACUAUGGCCCUCCUUCUUCCUGUUCACCUUUUCGGGAAAAGGCAGAGCUCAUUUCACAUUCAGAACCAAGCGCUCAGACAGCCGAACGUCGCUGCUUCCAAGCGGUCGCCUCGCUGCCGGGGCAGAGCUGGGAUACCGAGAGAUGCCUCCGGGACCGGGCAAUGGACGCGGUGUGGGACAGGGACAGACAGCCGUCGCAGCAUGGACACGCCCCCCUCCCGUCGAACUCGACGGUCAAGGCAUCGGAGACCCGCCGAUCCGAGCAGACUGGGUCUCGCGAAUGUCGAGCUUCUUGGCCACGGGGAGGGGAGGGAAAGGACAUCAUCAUCGUCGGAUGGAUUCAUCGCUCAGAGCGACACGAUCAAUCCGGGAAUCGUUUGGUGAGAAGAUUAAUGACCCAGGAGUAGCAGUGUUGAUUCGGGAACCGAGGAAUACGCUUUCGCGGUAUUCGAGGGCUAUUUCGGAAAAGGCUCUACCGGAAAUCCCAGAGUCGGAGGAAACCGUGCCGACUACUAGACUUAGUAGCCCGCGGAGGCAUUGGGAGAGGACGGCGUCACGGAAUACUUUCGGGUCAUUGAAGGGGGGGUCGUUCCGUGAUUGCCAUCAUGAUCAAACAUUGUGAGGUUGACCGGUGACCGUCAUCGGCUUCGGGGCUAUGGUCUCGUCGGAUCUCGAUGUCAAAAGUG
Molecule: messenger RNA, 1434 nt
Organism: Neurospora tetraspora
Lineage: Eukaryota; Fungi; Ascomycota; Sordariomycetes; Sordariales; Sordariaceae
Exons: 1
Coding region: 393-1370 (325 amino acids)
Source: RefSeq, a predicted model, not a curated record